CUUUAAUGAUCUUAAACCAUUUAUAACCUUCGUUCUCACCCAAAAUUAUCCAUUGAAUUUGCUGCUUCUUCUUCUUGACUCCUUUUACCUUAGGGUAAAAUCACUAAAUUUACUCCAAUUCUGCUUGAAGUUUUGAAGAUCGAUCGAGAUUGUUCGUGGCCAUGGCAAGCGAAGAAUUACAAGGCAGCGAUCUUCACAAUCAAGCUCAAAUGGCGCCUGCGCCAGCUCCGACUCCGUUGCCUCCUUAUCCUGAGAUGAUUUUGGCGGCAAUUCAAGCGUUGAACGAGGAAAACGGCUCGAACAAAUCGGCGAUCUCGAAGCACAUCGCGAAGGAUAUCGAGGCGACCUACGGCCCGAUCCCGCCGGCGCACUCGGCGCUGCUCAACCACCACCUCAACAAGAUGAAGUCGUCCGGCCAGCUGAUGUUCCUCAAAAACAACUACCUCAUCCCCGAUCCCAACUCGCCGCCGCGCCGCGGCCGCGGCCGCCCUCCCAAGCCGAAGACGCCGCUUCCUCCCGGAGCUGCCCCGCUCUCUCCCCGCCCCCGCGGCCGCCCUCCCAAGUCUCACGACCCCAAUGCUCCCCCGCCGCCGCCGAAGAGCCCUAACGCCGCGGCUCCUUCUCUCUCCGGGAAAAAACGUGGCCGGCCACCGAAGGCCAAGCCAGCUGAUGCGGAUGUGGAUUCGGCUCCAGCUCCGGCUCAGAAUCCGGAUCCGGCCGCCGAGGGAGCGACGCCACGUGGACGUGGAAGGCCACCGAAGGCCAAGCCGGCUGAUGCAGAUGUGGAUUCGGCUCCAGCUCCGGCUCCGGCUCCGGCCGCCGAGGGAGCGCCACGUGGACGUGGAAGGCCACCGAAGGUUAAGCCGGCGGCGACUGCUUCUGUAGGGGCUUAAUUGAAAGAAGAGUGGUAAUCUAGGGGCUUUUAGGCUAAUUUGUUGUUGCAGUGCUAUUUAUUUUCCUUAUUUGCAUCUUGAUCCUUGUAAUUUGAGUGGCUUCUAGUUUAGGGAUGGUGAGUUGUAACUUUGGUGUAAAUUGAUUGGAUCACUUUUAAUGAGAAAAGAAAAGGGAGAGGAAAAAAGAAAGAUUCUUUUCAUGUUUUAA
Messenger RNA from Salvia hispanica, 1101 nucleotides. RefSeq names its product HMG-Y-related protein A-like. The record is from RefSeq and is a predicted model, not a curated record. Gene Ontology annotation, biological process: nucleosome assembly; chromosome condensation; negative regulation of DNA recombination. NCBI's taxonomy places the organism in Eukaryota, Viridiplantae, Streptophyta, Magnoliopsida, Lamiales, Lamiaceae. Gene Ontology annotation, cellular component: nucleosome; nucleus; nucleolus. Gene Ontology annotation, molecular function: nucleosomal DNA binding; double-stranded DNA binding.